Messenger RNA from Cyprinodon tularosa, 2547 nucleotides. It is a transcript of the gene gatb, whose product is annotated as glutamyl-tRNA(Gln) amidotransferase, subunit B. Bases 732 to 2351 code for a protein of 539 amino acids. The record is from RefSeq and is a predicted model, not a curated record. Lineage: Eukaryota; Metazoa; Chordata; Actinopteri; Cyprinodontiformes; Cyprinodontidae. Gene Ontology annotation, molecular function: glutaminyl-tRNA synthase (glutamine-hydrolyzing) activity. Gene Ontology annotation, biological process: glutaminyl-tRNAGln biosynthesis via transamidation; mitochondrial translation. The transcript has 13 exons.
ACUUUAGUCGAUUCAGCGCCAUUUUGCGGAGCACCGCUUGGGGAAGAUCGACGCGGCAUUUCUCUGCCAGCUCCACCAGGUAGAUCAGCACGUCGCUCAGUUCGUGUGCCAGCUGCUCCCUGUCGGACUCGGUCCAGUCUGGAAGCCCCUCCGCCACCUCCCCCUUCCACUGAAAGAGCUCGGCCACCUCGCCCACCUCCCCGACCAUAGCGAGGAGCAGGUUCCGGGGCUGGUGGAACUUAUUCCAGUCCCGCUCGUCCGUGAACUCGGCCUGCAUCCUCCGAAUGUCCUCCAUGCUGGGCUCCGGGCUGAAGGUGAACCUCCGCGGGCGUCCUUCCGCUCCUCUGAAGCCGGACUGGGCCUCCUGGGCUGCUCCAUCCACCGUAGCUGGUUCCGCGCAGCUCCCGUUUAAAGAAACGUCGGCUUCCAGUCCUCUGGAGUCUUUUCCGUUUGUUGCCAUCAUGUUUUGGCAGCUUGUAGUGCAAAAAUGAACUUUUAACGUCGGAAAACAACCAGCUCGUAGAUUUCUACCAUGUGAAGAAGUCCCGCCAGUUGGUAGAACGGAAGUGACGCAUUCUUCUUCUUCGUUAGAUUGGCGGAUUGCAACCAACAAACGGAAGUGACGCAUUCUGAACGGAAGUGUAGUUUUAAGCUACAGCCCCGUUCUCUUUCAUAUUAAAGAGCUUUAAUCAAACUACAACUCCCAUAAUCCCCUGACUGACUCUGGUAUCAUGGCUGCCUCCUGUAUGGCAGCUAGUGAGCUGCUUCAUAACAUCAAAUUAAUACAUUUUGUUAGACGAACAAGCUCUUCAAGGCUACAUUUUAGCAGUCAACUUCUGCAGGCCCAAAGGGAUCCACAGCAGCUGGUCGGAGUGGUCGGUUUGGAAAUACACGCCCAGAUUAGCUCAAACACCAAACUGUUCUCUGGCUCCUCGGUUCAGUUUUUAGCUCCUCCAAACUCCUUGGUUUCAUUCUUUGAUGCUUCUUUGCCUGGCACACUACCCGUUCUCAACAGGCGGUGUGUUGAAGCAGCAGUGAUGACAGGACUGGCUCUCAACUGUACCAUUAAUAGGAGAUCCCUCUUUGACAGGAAACACUACUUUUAUGCUGACCUUCCUGCAGGAUACCAGAUCACUCAGCAGCGUCGCCCAGUGGCAGUGGACGGGAUGCUUACCUACAGCGUCCUGGGAGGGAAGAAGAGAAACCAGGUGAUCAGGAAAAAUGUUCACAUUAAACAGAUUCAGCUGGAACAAGACAGCGGGAAGAGUCUGCAUGAUGACGUCCACAGUCAGACACUCAUCGACCUUAACAGAGCAGGUGUAGGCCUAAUGGAGCUGGUGAUGGAGCCGGACAUGAGCUGUGGAGAGGAAGCAGCAGCAGCUGUCAGAGAGCUUCAGCUCAUCCUGCAGGCCCUCGGUACCUGUCAAGGUAACAUGUCAGAGGGGCAGCUAAGAGUUGAUGCCAACGUGUCAGUACACAAACCAGGAGAGCCGCUGGGAAUCAGGACGGAGGUGAAGAACAUCAACAGCAUUAGAUAUCUGGCCAGGGCUAUAGACUUUGAGAUCCAGAGACAGACUGAGGUUGUGCAGAGAGGAGGGACCGUGCAAAACGAGACCCGGGCAUACGAUUCCAAAUCAGGGGAAACUGUUGCAAUGAGAGACAAAGAAGGUCUUCAGGACUACAGGUUCAUGCCAGAGCCCAACCUGCCCCCCCUGAUUGUGUUUGAGGAUAACGCAUCGCUGCCUGCGGGUAUCGACGCGUGCCAGGCGGUAGUGGUUCAGACGAUAAAGGAAGGGCUGCCAGAGUUACCCAGCAUCAAAAGAGACAGGCUGGUUCAGUUGUACGGCAUCCUGCCAGAGCACAGCUUCACUCUGGUGAAUGAGGAUGGGUUGAUGGAGUACUUUGAGGAGGUGAUGAAGUCAACCAAGAGGGAGCCCAGGAAGGUGAUUGGCUGGGUGACCAAUGAGUUAUUAGGACUCCUCAAGCAGCAAGAACUGAGCGUGAGCCAGAGCCCAGUCGUUCCCGCUGCCUUGGCUGAGCUGUUGGAGCUGCAGGAAGCAGGACACAUCUCCUCUUCUGUUUCAAAGCAGGUGUUUCAGGAGAUGUGGAGGUCACCGGGAAGGACGGCCGCACAGAUCAUCCGUGAGCAGGACUUAGGGCUAGUUAGCGACGCCGCUGAGCUCCACAGAAUCUGCCAGAAGGUUGUAGACUCGCAUCCAGAGGAGGUUUGUGCCAUCAGGAGUGGAAAUAAGAAGGUUUUGAAUAAGCUGAUGGGUCUGGUUCAGAAAGAGACCAAAGGGAGAGCUGAUCCGGUUUUGGUGAGGGAGAUCCUAGAAGAGAAGACAUCGUGACACCAUCAUCGCUUAUUCGGAGCGAAACAGAUGCUGUGUGUCUGCUUACACAUAAUCACAGCCAGAUGUUUGCAGUUUGAUGAAACUCAUGUCCUGGAGUGGCUGCUUUGUAUAUAUUUAAGUGUCAUCAAGAAUCAUUGUUAUAACAAAUAUGAUCUAUAUUAAGCCAAUAAAGGUUAUUAUUAUUACACUGUCA